UCCGGCGAGGCGUAAAGCUGUGACAGUGACUGAGAGAAGAAGUGAAAACGUAGGAAGCAAGGAAGACUUUUCACCUCCCACAACACCGGAAGCGGAAAAAGACAGGAAACGUACCCUCAGGCAUGGGUGGUGACUGACCCCUGACCCUCCAUCCCAUACACCCGAACCGAAGGGUGUGGCCCCCAAUAUUGACAGGGGCCACGGCGAUACUUACACCUUUGUGCUGUCACGUGGUUUUUUUUGACUGGUCCUUUUGGUUGUCCUAAUUGGCAUCAGUAAUACCUGCAUCCAUCUUUCCUGAGUACUAAUAUCUGCAUUUCUCCUCAUGCACCACAGCCCAGCUGUACUGGCUCAUUGUAGGGAAGGUGUGGCACCUGUUUUAACUUUAUUAGGGGACAAUCAUCUGUUAGGUGCAUAAUGUUCCACUGCUUGGCACAGCCCUAUUAUUAGGGUUUCUGUAUCUAUUUGCAGUCAGUGUGUGGUGCCUGGUGCUUAAGGACCUUUUAGUUUCAUUUUAUAGCACUUAAUUAUAUAUGUUUUAAAGCCUAUUUUUCACUAUACAAUAGAUAAGUGGAUGCUGCUAAAUUAAAGGGAAUUGAGCCAUUCUUGUAUAUUUGGCAUUCCCCUGCAUGAAGAUUGGGGUGGGUGGUUUUCCCUGGUGCCAUUAUUGCUGGAUUGGGGGGGGGUCAUCGCAUCCAACCCGUAUGACAUGAGUGUGGAGAAAAAGCGCGACGCCAAGUGACCGAAGCUCAAAACCGCAGCACGACAUGGCGUCCGAGGAGGCCUCUUUGCGAGCCCUCGAAAGCCUGAUGAGCGAGUUCUUUCACAACGGCACAUCAAACGAACGCAAGAGGGAAAUAGAGUCUCUGUUAAACAACUUUGCUCAGCAGCUUGGAGCAUGGAGGUUCUGCUUCUACUUCCUGUCCCAAUCACAAAAUGACUACGUCCUGAUGUACAGUCUCAGUGUGUUUGAGAACAUGAUCAACAAAAUGUGGCUAGGUGUCCCUUCACAGGAAAAGAUGGAAAUCCGCAAUUCAUUGCCUAAGCUUUUGCUGAGUCAGCACAAAUCUCUUCCUAGCUUUAUCUGCAACAAGCUGUGCAAGGUCAUUGUGGAUAUGGGAAGGCAGGACUGGCCAAUGUUCUACCAUGACUUCUUCACCAAUAUCCUUCAGCUAAUCCAGACCCCUAGCACAACACCUCUGGGAUUGAUCAUGCUGAAAACUGCAUCAGAGGAGCUGGCUUGUCCACGAGAAGAUCUUAUUGUGGCCAGGAAGGAGGAGCUCCGCAAGCUUUUGCUGGAGCAAGUGCCAACAGUUCUGGACUUGCUUACAGGAGUCUUGGAAAGUAUUUGGGAUAAGCACAGCAUCACUGCUGCAACACCCCCUCCAUCACCCACAGCCUCAGAUACUGAUGACCUCCUGAGCAACCUCAUUCACACUCCCAACCUGACUAAGCAACUGAGCCAGCCUCCGCCGAGCUUAGAAGCAGAAAGUGAACGUGUCUGUGCCCUGGCCCUUGAGUGCCUCUCCCAUCUUUUCAGCUGGAUCCCCCUUUCUGCCAGCAUCACCCCAUCUCUCCUCACAACAAUAUUUCAAUUUGCACGGUUGGGCUGCGACGCUCGCUCCCGUCAAACCAACAGUGUUACCACCAACACAACGGCUUCUGUUGUAAAUGGUAGAAGCAGUAGUCCCCCUACAGCACCCGCUCGGGAUCUUGCCAGGUUAGGAGUCCUGGCCAUGUCUUGUAUCAAUGAACUCAUGUGCAAGAACUGUGUUCCCCUGGAAUUCCAGGAAUAUCUGUUAAGGGUCUGCCAGCAAACUUUCUACCUCCUGCAGAGGAUUACACGGGAGACAAACGCUCAUAGUGUACGGAGUCGGUUUGAGGAGCUGGACGAGAGCUAUGUGGAAAAGUUCACCGACUUCUUAAGGCUUUUUGUCAGCGUCCACCUAAGGAGGAUAGAAUCGAAUGCCCAGUUCCCUUUGCUUGAAUUUCUGACACUGCUUUUUAAGUAUACCUUUCAUCAGCCCACACGGGAGGGAUACCUGUCUUGUCUAGAUAUCUGGGCACAGUUUCUGGACUAUCUAACAAACAAAAUAAGGAACCGGCUUGAAGACAGAGAUGCCAUUAUCGGCAGGUACGAGGAUGCACUUGUUUUGCUUCUGAACGAGGUGCUGAACAGAAUCCAGUUCCGUUACAACCAAACACAGCUAGAGGAGCUGGAUGAUGAGACUCUGGAUGAUGAUCAGCAGACGGAGUGGCAGAGAUACCUGCGGCACAGUCUGGAAGUAGUGGCCAAGAUCAUGGACUUGCUUCCUACUCAUGCCUUCUCCAAACUGUUUGCAGCACUGCAGGAAAACCUUAAUGUGUACUUGGGACUCCAGCGGUGUUUAGUGACAAAUGGAAAUGAUCAACGGCUGAAUGUUACAGCAGAGAAUGACUGCCGUCGGUUGCACUGCUCUCUUCGAGACCUUAGCUCCCUUCUGCAGGCUGUGGGCAGGCUCGCUGAGUACUUCAUUGGAGACAUGUUUGGGGCUCGGUUUAAUGAUGCACUUACUGUUGUAGAGAGGUUGGUUGAAGUCACUUUAUAUGGCUCUCGAAUUAAACUGUAUAACAUGGAGACUGCGGUGCCAUCUGUGCUGAAACCAGACCUCAUUGAUGUACAUGCCCAGUCCUUGGCAGCGUUACAAGCUUACUCUCAUUGGCUGGCUCGUUACUACAGUGAGGUGCAGAGGCAGAACCCUGAGCAGUUCAUCUCUAUCAUCUCUACUGCUAUGGAGGCUUUGCCUCCCCUUAUCAGCACCAAGGUACAAGAAAAGUUGCUGCUGUCUGCAUGCCAUCUGCUUGUGUCAAUAGCCACAACUGUACGGCCGAUGUUCCUUCUUAACAUUCCAUCUGUCCAGAAGGUGUUCAGCCGUGUCACAGACAGCUCAGCACAGCGGCUCCCAGAAGAGGCUCAGGUACUGCUUUGUCGUGCUCUUUCCAAUGUCUUGCUGCUGCCAUGGCCCAAUGUCCCUGAAGGGGAGCAGCAAUGGGCCGAACGCUCCAGCCAUCACUCCAAUUUGUUGAAUGCCCUGACCAGAGAUUACAGGCUGCUGAAAGGCAGCUCCCUCCCACAGAGAAAGGGGCAGCUGGAAGCCACGAAACGAGUGAUCUGUCAGACCCUUGGGGUCCUUCGGGACAUUGUGGAGAAUAUCUCUGGAGAGGGCACAAAGUCACGACAAAUCUGUUACCAGUCUCUACAGGAGUCUGCUCAGCUGUCUCUUACCCUCUUCCCUGCUUACAUCCACCAGUCAGAUGUAACAGAAGAAAUGCUAAGCUUUUUCCUGGCCUUGUUCCAAGGCUUAAGGGUACAGAUGGGGGCACCUUUCACUGAGCAGAUUAUCCAGACCUUUCUCAACAUGUUCACCAGGGAGCAGCUGGCAGAAAGUAUCUUGCAGGAGGGCAGUGCUGGUUGCCACGUGGUGGAGAAGUUUUUGAAGAUUCUGCAGGUGGUAGUGCAAGAACCUGGUCAGUCCUUCAAACCUUUUCUACCCAGCAUCCUGUCUGUGUGCAUGGAGCAGCUUUACCCCAUCAUUGCUGAGCGUCCCUCUCCUGAUGUGAAGGCUGAACUGUUUGAGCUGCUAUUUCAGCUUUUGCAUCACAACUGGAGGUAUUUCUAUCGCUCUUCAGUUCUGGCAAGUGUUCACCGUGAUGGAAGUGACGAGCCAAUGGAGAACCAAGCCCAGUUUAUUGUGGUCAUGCAAGCCUUUGGUCAGUCAUUUCUUCAGCCAGAUAUACACAUAUUCAGGCAAAAUCUCAGCUACCUGGAAACCCUCAACAGCAAACACAAACUGUACCAUAAGAAACUGUUCCAGACUGGGAUGCUGCCUCAGUUCGUCAGUGUUUUGCUGCAGGUUCUAAUCCAUAAAUCCCAUGACCUCCUGCAGGAAGAGAUUGGCAUUGCCGUCUAUAACAUGGCAUCCGUGGAUUUUAGCACUUUCUUCUCUACUUUCCUGCCAGAGUUUCUUACAGGCUGCCAAGGCCUGGACACCAGCCAAAAAAGCGUCCUCGCUCGCAACUUCAAAAUGGAACGGGACCUGCCUUCGUUUACUCAGAGUGUCCACCGUUUAGUUAACGACCUCCGAUACUACAGACUGUGCAAUGACAGCCUCCCUCCUGGAACUGUGAAGCUGUGACCUCCCUCUCCCCCGUUUUCCUGCCAAAUGCACAGACUUUAUCCAUCAUUCUCUUCUCUCUCUCUCCACAUCGACAGUCUUAAGUCGCCUCUAUACAGCUGUGAAACACCCUCGUCUAUUUUAUUGUAAGCGCGAGCAGUUUUAGUGCAUAAAUGGACUUCUGUGCCCAUUCCCACUCCACCCCUAGUCUGACAAAUGGGUUGUGUUCCUAUGCCAGCGAAGGGUUGGGAAGGCUGCCAUUUUUGUUCUUUAUAUAUAUAUAUAUAUAUAUAUAUAUAUAUAAUAUAUAUAUAUAUAUAUAUAUAUAUAUAUAUAUAUAUUCAAAUUAUUGUUUUUUUUAAUUUAUGCACACGCUUCACAAACCUUCAAUAUCAUUCCCAGUUGUAGUGGAGAAGAAGGGUGUGGUCUGUUAUCUGACUCGAGUAUGGACUUGCGCGUGUCUCGGACUUCUGGAUUUUAACUGGCCAUACAGGCCGAUUGCCACGCAUGGACGAUAUUAUGAUUGUUUUAUAUUUUUUUUUGUGUUUUUAUCAUUCCUUUGUGAAUCGGCGUCAUCUUUUUGCGAAUAAAAAAAAAACAAAAACUUUUUUUUA
Messenger RNA from Xenopus laevis (African clawed frog), 4768 nucleotides. RefSeq names its product exportin 6 S homeolog (gene xpo6.S). The coding region runs from base 768 to 4175 and encodes 1135 amino acids. Lineage: Eukaryota; Metazoa; Chordata; Amphibia; Anura; Pipidae. The record is from RefSeq and is a predicted model, not a curated record. The transcript is spliced from 24 exons. Gene Ontology annotation, cellular component: cytoplasm; nucleus. Gene Ontology annotation, molecular function: small GTPase binding; nuclear export signal receptor activity. Gene Ontology annotation, biological process: intracellular protein transport; protein export from nucleus.